AUGGAGGGCGAAAUCGAGGAGACGAAGGCGUCGGGUCCGUCUGAGAUUCUGUCGUGGCUCUACCUGGGCUCCAAGUAUCACUACUUCGACAGCGACAACCUCAAAUCUUUGGGCAUCACGCACGUGCUGAAUGUGGUGGGUGGCCGCUACCCGAGCGACAUCCCUAAGGACCAGUUCGAGAUCAUACCGCUGAGCGACUAUGGCACUGACAAGCUCGACAAGAAGCUCACGUCCUGCUUCGAGUUCCUUCAGCUGGUGAAGGAGCGCGAGGCCAAGGUGCUGGUCCACUGCCAGAUGGGCGUCAACCGAUCUCCCACCGUCGUCAUCGCCUACCUGGUCAAGUACGAGAACUACAGCCUCAAGGACGCCGUAGACCGAGUCCGGGAGCGACGUCCGAUCGUGUACCCGCACAAGCUCUACCUGGAGCAGCUGCGCGAGCUCGAGCCUCGAUGGCGAAGCGGCGAGUCGACGUUCCCCAAGGAGGUUGAGGAGGACUGCUUCCCCACCAUCGUGUGGAACGUGUAA
Acanthamoeba castellanii str. Neff is the source of this 525-nucleotide messenger RNA. Its product is annotated as dual specificity phosphatase, catalytic domain containing protein. Bases 1 to 525 code for a protein of 174 amino acids. The transcript has 5 exons. Gene Ontology annotation, molecular function: protein tyrosine/threonine phosphatase activity; MAP kinase tyrosine/serine/threonine phosphatase activity. Gene Ontology annotation, cellular component: cytoplasm. NCBI's taxonomy places the organism in Eukaryota, Discosea, Longamoebia, Acanthamoebidae. Gene Ontology annotation, biological process: protein dephosphorylation; negative regulation of MAPK cascade. The record is from RefSeq and is a predicted model, not a curated record.